Molecule: messenger RNA, 3942 nt
Organism: Limulus polyphemus (Atlantic horseshoe crab)
Lineage: Eukaryota; Metazoa; Arthropoda; Merostomata; Xiphosura; Limulidae
Product: rab5 GDP/GTP exchange factor-like
Exons: 8
Coding region: 273-1778 (501 amino acids)
Biological process (GO): vesicle-mediated transport
Cellular component (GO): endocytic vesicle; cytosol
Molecular function (GO): zinc ion binding; guanyl-nucleotide exchange factor activity; small GTPase binding
Source: RefSeq, a predicted model, not a curated record
UUUCUGAAUGUAUACUUGUGUUCUACCUACCAUGCCCAUUGGUCAGUUCCAAAACACUUUUGUGUUUGUUCCACGUGUGUGUGUGUAUAUAAAUAUAGAAAUUCUUUGUUAUUUGGUGUGGUUGUGGACAAAGGUGUGCAAUUACUUUGUUGUAGUAAGAAUUUUUGGUGGUAGGCCUGAAACUAUUUCAUCAUUGUUUUUGUGGAGUUUUGAUAUUAUAGAAUUUAGAAUCAACUAAAAUUAGAAGUUAACAUCUACCUGGAAGGAGAAAUAUGUCAAGAAGAAAAGAACCUUUCCGCAAUUUUAAAAGUGCAUAUUUUCUACAUAGAUAUGUACCUGAAGAAGAGCUUCUAUGCAAGAAUGGAUGUGGAUUUUAUGGUAACCCUAUUUGGAAAGGGAACUGUUCAAGGUGUUAUAAAAGGCUUAAUCAGCACUCACUUAAACGCUCUGAAUUAAAGAUCGAAUCAUCCAAAAGGUUGCCAUCACAGUUCAGUGGAAAAUCAACAGAAAGCUCUUUUAGUCCGUUUGCAAAAUUUUCACAUAUGGUAAAGGAACUGGCCAUGCGUAAAGGAACAACAGCACACCCAGGAGAAAAAAAACAGUGUCGUAUGAGGUUUGAAAGUCAACGUUUUGAUGACUUUGUAGAGCUAAUGAAGCCAAUAAAAGAAUCUGCAGUGCAAGAAGUGAAGAAGCAUGCACAGGUCUUAAUACAUAAAGUUCAGAAGUGCUCAGAGUGGACCGUAAAUGACCUAUCAGAAUUAAUUCAGGACUUUUAUCGGUCAAUGAAAGAAAGAUUUGAAAUACAUCCAAUUUUUGAAGAUACUAGCCAGGAGGACAUUGAAGAACUAAUGAACUUCACAGAAAAAUAUCUGUUGACAAGGCUUUACAAAGUAUUGUUUACCCAUUUCUCCUCAAAAUAUGAAGAAAAUGACCUAGCCAUCCAAAAGUGGAUUCAACGCCUCGGUUGGGUUACAGCACAACAUCUGGACUUUUAUAUUGAUGAAACACUUCCAGAAGUCCGAGAUCUCAUUGACAGAGCCAUCACAAAUAUCAUUGAAAUGGAUUCUAGAAGGGCAUCUCUGGACAAAAUAGACUGCAUUGUUCACUGUAGCUAUCACAUCCUCAAUUUCAUCCAGUUGUGUCAGGACAGACCAGCCAGUGCUGAUGAGUUUUUGCCUGCCUUGGUAUUUAUCGUUCUAAAAGCAAAUCCCCCACGCUUAAAAUCUAACAUAGAGUACAUUACGAAGCUGAGUGCUCCAGGCAGACUGAUGAGUGGUGAAGGAAGUUAUUACUUUACUAACUUGUGCUGUGCUGUUGCUUUUAUUGAGGGUCUCACAGCAGAAUCACUUAAUUUAAGUGAGGAUGAAUUUGAUCGCUAUGUUUCGGGAGCAGCACUGCCCCCUGGUAGCUGUGUACAGAAUGCAUAUCUCUGUGAAGGUCUUCGAAUUAUGUACCAGAACCUGGCUGAUUUGUCAGACUUACAGCAACGUCAGGAGAAACUACAGGCUGAAACAAUAUCGCUUCGGGAAGAUAUAAAAGAAUUCAAGGAGAUUAUUGCAAAAGAAGUAAAUAGCACGAAAACUAUGUACCUUUCUCAGCCAUACAAGAUUCCUCCUAUAGUGAAGUGGGCACAACUGGCAUCUGUUUCCCAUGAGCACACAUUACAGGGUGAAACAAACUCUAUGUAUCCAGCUGAUAUUUACCUGACUAAAGCCACCUUGGUUGACCAGAAUACUGGACAACAACCUGUAGAUAAUAUGAAUUCUUCCACAGGAUAAUUAGAUUGAAGAAAUUGUUAUUUCUCCUUCAUUAACACCAGUAGCAGUACAUCAAGACAGCCAAGACUGAACUGAUAUAGCUGAAGUAAAACAUUGGAAAUAAGUGAAAGUAUUGAUGAAUAUGGUACUUGGGAAAAUGAUAGAUGUAGGACCUUAUCAGAAAGUGAAGUGGAGGAAUGGGAUAACUUUGCCUUAAGUUGCAAAAAUCACAGAGAAUGGGAAGGCAGUAGCCUGACAAUAAUAUUGUAGUGUAAAAUACAUCAGUAAAGAAAAGUCAUUGUAUUUUUUAUUUCACUUUUGUGAAGUCUAUGAUCUGAGUUUGGAUUGGAGUGUAUCAGAUGUGUGAUAUAUGUAUAUUAAUUUUAAGUUAGUUGCCAUUAUAUGACUUGUUGUAAUUGUGAUUAGAGAGAAUGUCACCAAGAUAACCACAAAUUCUUAUAGUCUUUGUUGAUAAUACCUUUUCAUAUUAGUGAGUGUAUGACAUUCCACUUUUUAAGAAUUUCUGACAACUGUGUACUUAUUUAAAUAUUUAACCUUUUAUUACAUAGAAAUCAUUUUGUUUAAACACUAUAUGUAUAUGAUGUAGCUAAGUGUUUAUUUGAUCUCAUAAGGUCCCACCCAUGUUAACAAAUCACUCAGGUGAAGUAUUAAAUGUAGAACACAAAGGGCUUUACAUCAUUUAAGUGUAAAAUGUAACAAAGUUAUUCAGAUUCUUUUAGCUUUAUUUUUUCCUCUUUCAUCUUUCUCCAACAUCUAAAGUGAUAUUUAUAAUGUUCUUGUAAAAAAUUGCUGAGGCUUAUUUCUAAGCAUUGCUUGUUCUUUGUCUAGAAAUAAGCCUAUUUAUUAAACAAAUGUUUUGUUGUUGUGUUUUUUUUGUUUUUUUUCUAAACUUUACUUAGAUUUUUCUGAUGUUCUGUGUCUAUUUCUUUGUAGUUGGACUAACUUUCUUUAAUAAUUGGGAUUGAUUUGUUUUUCUCACGUGUUGAAUUAUAUUGCUAUUAAACUUGGAAACUAUUAAAUUUAAACUUGCUGCCACUAGGUAUAUCUUGCACUUAGUUUAGUACUGCUACAUGUUAAUUGCUAAAAUCACCCAUAUGAUAAUCUAUUAUUAGUCUAAGUUUUGUGCUUGUUCAGAGAUUUUAAACAGCUUCAAUGCAUUUUGGUAUAUUUAAAGGUAGAAUCCUAGCCUUGCCACUGAGUUUAUUUUUGAAACAUGACUGUGAUUUUUAUUUAGUACAAAAAUAAUGCAGACUUCUUGGAAACAUUGGAUUUUCAUGAAUCUAUGGUACAACUAAACACCACCUGAGGGUCUAGAGGUCUUUUAAGUAUUGAUCAUAGGAAGAAAUAAUAAUGUAUGUAAAAACUAUUUUGUGUAAUGAUAUAAAAAUGUUGUAAAUUAAGGCACUGACAAGGAGAAACCAUAUAUAUUUAAUGUAGUGUCUUCAUAUGUAUUGUUGUAAUGAAACUGUAUCUCGGUUUCAUUUCUAUAAAUAACCAUUUGAAAAUACUGUAGAAGAUCAAGCAUUUGAAUAAUACUGUUAACCAAUAAAAACAGAUACUUAUUUGUACAUCACUCCAGCAAGUGACAACUCUGAUUCUACAAAUAACCAAUUAAAAACUAGAUCAUGGCUUUACAUGUUUCAUAACAAAGGAAAAUUUUGUUGUGAUAAGUAUUAAUACCAAAAUAAACUGUAUUAUAAUCAUCUACUCAGAAUUUCCAAAGAAUAUUUAGUGAAUAAAUAUACAACAAAAAAUAUAACAGCUUAGGUUUAGUCAUUUUUAUCCUAAUAAUUUUCAUAUUGUAUCUACAUAUUUGACAGGUGCAUACUAUAAUUCCUGUAUGAACUUUUUUAUAACCCAAAUUGUUGGACAAAAUGUAUCUUAAAACACUAGUUUUGCUUCCAACUAAGUUCCUCAAAAUAAAUUUUGAAGCAAAGUUUAUCUUAGAUAUGUAUACAAUUUUAUACUUGGAUUUUUUGCAUCUAUUUAUUUCUCGCAGUAAUUAUAAGUGUUUUUUAAAAAUCAAUAAUAGUUAGUUGUUAAGGUAUUUUUAUUGUUUGAGCAUAUAGAUAAGCAGUAGCUUUUUUAACAUUAAUAAGUAAGUACAAAUUAAGAAUUUUAUGGGCAUUGCAAACUUCAUUACUCUGAUAUUGAAGUUUUUCCC